Messenger RNA from Colletotrichum truncatum, 459 nucleotides. Its product is annotated as stf2-like protein. Lineage: Eukaryota; Fungi; Ascomycota; Sordariomycetes; Glomerellales; Glomerellaceae. The record is from RefSeq and is a predicted model, not a curated record.
AUGUUCAUAAACGUCAAAGAUCAUCAACCUUCAUCCGCAGUACCGUUUUGGGUGACUCGUUCUCACAAGUACAACGACCGUGACCACGCCGGCUUGGCCGAUGGCACUGCUUCACCUCAAGAACACCUGCCUCGCUAUUUUGCGAAGCAUGGCCACGAGGGCGUCGACCCAAAGAAGAUUAAGAAGAAUGGCGGUGGCAGAAGUAACUGGGGCAACGCUGGCGAAGAAGUUGUCGAUGAGGACUUCCGCUUCACUAAUGCCCGCCGCCGCACCAACAGUAGCGGCUACGCCGACAACCUUCAGGCUUUCAAGACCAAGUUCGACGUCAACGAGACCGAGCCUGUCUUCGAGGAGUCUCUCCAUGGCCCCAACGAUGAAGACGGUGAGGAUCUGACCAAGACCGAGACCUCCGAGAGUGGCGGUUCCUCUUACGGUGAUGACAAGAUCACCAAGCACUAA